AUGGCCCGGUCGUACAGUAUCAUCCGCUCAAAAGUUGGGACGCGCAGGGUGCUGAAGGAAGAUUGGCCCAGUAUGGUGAUCCAGAUUGAGCAUUUGACGAACGAACUGAAACUCGCUCUCGGCAUACAGGAAAAUCUUCCCACUUUAUUGGAAUCAAAUGAGAUUCCUAGAGCACCUCACGCGGAUAUGAUGCUGUAUAGUGAGGUUAUGUCAGAGAAGAACACGCAGCGGCCUGUUCAUUCAGGACAAGUCGUCGUGAUUUCGUACGACCUGAAGAGUGACUGGUGGAAAAAUAUUACUGUGUGGGCGUGGAACAGGCCUCCCUACGGACGUUGCCUCGACGAGGUAUUCAUUGUCAUCACCCCGUUCCAUAUCAUAUUUGCACGGGUACCUAGGGACACAAAUGAUGCGUGGUUAGCCUAUGAUUAUCGCGCUAUCAUGGGUGUUAUCGACAAGACACUUCAGAGCAACGUUAGCCCUGUAGGGGGAAAGCACUGGUCUUAUAUGUAUCGCUUGAUCCCCGCCUUCACUCUAAACCCAAACGACGCAAAAAAGCCUAGACCGGCAGGUCCCCAGAGACGCUUAAAUUCCUUGCGGGAGCUUAGGCUCAACACUGUUUACGAGUCACGCUUCAAUUCAUACCUCUAUUAUGUCCCACCAGCCGAGUGGCCUGAUCGCAAUCCCAACUUCACAAUUCGUGUGGGCAAUUACGGGAGACCGGGAGACGAGGACCGUCCUCACGUACAGGUUAAUGACAUGUCCGGCGAAUAUAUUAUUACUGGGAAGAAUGAAGAAGGGCCGGAUGUUACUGUCAAUGAUAACGGCAACGCUACUGAGAAUCCUGUUGUCGCGGAGAACCCAGGACAGAACGGCAGAGAGAACCCUGUGGGAGAUGGUGUCGAAAGCACCCCCGGCACCCCCGGCACUACCGAUACUGCUCACAAUGGGGCCUGA
Messenger RNA from Talaromyces stipitatus ATCC 10500, 954 nucleotides. RefSeq lists its product as uncharacterized. Lineage: Eukaryota; Fungi; Ascomycota; Eurotiomycetes; Eurotiales; Trichocomaceae. The record is from RefSeq and is a predicted model, not a curated record. The coding region runs from base 1 to 954 and encodes 317 amino acids. The transcript has 2 exons.